This is a messenger RNA of Haemonchus placei, 747 nucleotides long. Lineage: Eukaryota; Metazoa; Nematoda; Chromadorea; Rhabditida; Trichostrongylidae. The record is from the annotation of a GenBank genome assembly.
AUGCACUUUUGCAAAGUAGCCCGUUCAGCACGCUCAAGAAUAACAAAUGCUCAGGUUUCAAGAAAGACGAUGACAGAGGUCGUUCUCUUAGUAAUCUCUUUUAUAUUCAGGUAUGGAGAGUUUGGAGGCUUCCAAUCUACAGAACCUAACCAUGGAGCUUGUGCGCUGAUGAGCUUCUCGAUUGUUACUGCUUCACCUAUUCUUAUACUUUACCUCAGACGCCUGACACUGAGGACCCUUAAGUCGUUCCGGCAGUAUUCAGAGAGUACAAAGCAAAGUUCUAAAAUGUUCUUAAAGGUAAAUCGCUCUAUGUUGGAGCAAAUUUUCAAGAGCUACUUGGCGAAAAUGAGUGCUGGUUAUAAGUAUAGGAACCGAUUUUGUCCCGUAAUCCUGCCAGCCCAGUUAAGAGUGGGUGUGUGGUGGAAUUCGAGCCUCGCUUUCACAGUGCAAGCUAUGGUUCCGAUUUGUUGCUUCGUGACAACAGCUUCACUUGGUAUUUUCGCAAAAAUUUCUGGAUCGGAAAUUGCUUUAAUCGAAUAUCUUUUGCUUGCCGUUGGGGCACUACCAUGUGUGAUUGAUCCUCUGAUCGCAAUUUACUUCGUCCCAUCAUACAGAGCAUGGGUUAAAAAGAAACUUUGCAGCCGCUUAAACUCAAGAAAGGUAGAAACGCGGAGCACAACAGACAGCACAAGAAUAAGGACAACUUUCAUAGUGGAAGGGACUGCGGUACCCGUUUCAGUUUCCUGA